Molecule: messenger RNA, 873 nt
Organism: Cotesia congregata
Lineage: Eukaryota; Metazoa; Arthropoda; Insecta; Hymenoptera; Braconidae
Source: the annotation of a GenBank genome assembly
AUGAAGACACUCAGUUUGAUACCAUUUGUCAUCGGGUUGAUUGGAUUCGAGACGUGUCGAGAGGAGUCACCGGAGCUAUGGAAGUUUGGACCGGAGUAUUUAUUUAAAUUCGGAGUAAAUUUGGCAAUUGUAAAGGAACUUCCAGAUCUGAAAUUAUGUGUAAACGCAACAAUGUCUGUGAAAUGCCGACCUUUCUCAACAAAAGCUGAAGAAGAAUUUACCGAUGCGCUUCAGUGCUACGUCCAGGAUACCGAGAAGGUAAACUAUAACGUAGAUGACGAAGGUACUAAAAUUUUGAACAGCGAUGAAGACUCCCAGAAGCUGGUGACCAAGCUUAUUGGCCAGAAGUUUGAAAUUAUUUACGAGAAACGCGGGAUUAAGGAGUUGAAGGUCCCGACUUCGAUUCAGGGUGCGCAAAUCAAUAUCUUUCGGAUGAUUGCCAGCCAUUUGGAUUUCGGAUUUGAUAAAUUUGACAAGGGAGGAGAGAGAUUCGCGUUCGUCGAAGUCGUCGCUCCGGAAAAGUCCCUUAUUGGAAAGUGUGAGACCGCCUUCGAAGUCUCCAAACAGAUAAAGUUCAAAGGCAUGCGCUGGGACAGUAAGUGUGGGGACAAAUUGCAUAUUGAGACGUUUGCUUACGGGGAUAAGAGCCCGAUGAUUGCCAUGGAUAAGAUAAGAGAUUCUCACAGCCAAAAUAUUGGAACGAUGAAGUAUAAUUCUAAUAUGGUUAAAAAUAAUGAUGGAAAACUGGGUGACAGUCAUGAACAUAUUAAUCUGUAUUUGGAAUCCAUUGAACCAGCGACUGAUGAAUUCAAACGAAUUACUCCAUCUCAUUCUGCUACAAUAUUCGCGAAUGAUCCGCUAAUUGUAAAUUAA